Messenger RNA from Arachis stenosperma, 2144 nucleotides. Its product is annotated as 3-ketoacyl-CoA synthase 4-like. Gene Ontology annotation, molecular function: acyltransferase activity, transferring groups other than amino-acyl groups. Bases 415 to 1482 code for a protein of 355 amino acids. The transcript is spliced from 5 exons. The record is from RefSeq and is a predicted model, not a curated record. Gene Ontology annotation, biological process: fatty acid biosynthetic process. Lineage: Eukaryota; Viridiplantae; Streptophyta; Magnoliopsida; Fabales; Fabaceae. Gene Ontology annotation, cellular component: membrane.
AGCUUCUCCACCACCGCCGCAAGGACUGCCGCUGACCGUCGCUCUCAGGCACUACCAUCGUCGUCUGGUCGUCCGUGCUUCUUCCUCCUUCAAGAAUCGCAGCUUCUUAUUCGUCGAUCUCGGCGCGUCAGUUCCUGGUAUUCAUCUGCUCCAUCACGCUCCUGCCGCCGUCCGUCGGGCGCUCAUUCACCAUCGUCUUCGUCUGGUCGUCGCAGAUUCUUCCAACCCACCACCGUCUUCUGAGUUGUGUUCGUCGCCUGGCCUCUAUCUCCGUCACGAUUCUGCCCCCCUCUUCUCAGACUGCUCAGUAGAAAAACCCAUCUCCAUUCCAGUUUCCUUCCUUCGAGUUCAGAGAGCAGAAGCUCAACCAAGAACAAAACCUUAGACUUCGACGGUUAGUAUAUACCCGAAGCCAUGCAUCAUAUCCCUCCAACUCCUUCCAUGGCUGCUGCAAGAGAAGAAGCUGAGAAUGUUAUGUUUGGUGCUUUGGAUAAUCUCUUUGCUAAUAGAAAGAUUAAGCCUAAGGAUAUUGGUGUUCUUGUUGUGAAUUGCAGUUUGUUUAACCCAACUCCUUCACUUUCUGCAAUGAUUGUGAACAAGUACAAGCUUAGGGGUAACAUUAGAAGCUUCAAUUUGGGUGGUAUGGGUUGUAGUGCAGGAGUUAUAGCCAUUGAUCUUGCUAAGGACAUGCUUCAAGUUCAUAGGAACACUUAUGCUGUUGCUGUUAGCACUGAGAACAUUACUCAGAAUUGGUACUUUGGGAACAAGAAAUCUAUGCUGAUCCCAAAUUGUUUGUUCCGUGUUGGUGGUUCUGCUGUUUUGUUGUCCAACAAAGGCUCUGUUAAGAGAAGAGCAAAGUACAAGCUUGUUCAUGUUGUGAGGACUCAUAAGGGUGCUGAUGAUAAAGCUUUCAGGUGUGUGUAUCAAGAACAAGAUGAUGAUGGCAAAACUGGUGUUUCUCUCUCAAAGGAUCUUAUGGCUAUUGCUGGUGGGGCUUUGAAGACUAACAUCACAACUUUGGGGCCUCUUGUUCUUCCAAUAAGUGAACAGCUUCUGUUCUUUGCUACUUUGGUUGUUAAGAAGCUUCUGAAUGCAAAAGUGAAGCCUUAUAUACCUGAUUUCAAGCUUGCAUUUGAUCAUUUCUGCAUUCAUGCUGAUGGGAGAGCUGUGAUUGAUGAGCUUGAGAAGAAUCUUCAGCUUCUGCCUAUGCAUGUUGAGGCUUCUAGAAUGACACCUCACAGAUUUGGGAACACUUCUUCAAGCUCUAUUUGGUAUGAGCUGGCAUACACUGAAGCCAAGGGAAGAAUGAGGAAGGGGAAUAGGGUGUGGCAGAUUGCAUUUGGAAGUGGAUUUAAGUGUAACAGGGCAGUGUGGCAGGCACUUAGGCAUGUCAAGGCUUCACCCAAUUCUCCUUGGGAAGAUUGCAUUCAUAGGUAUCCAGUGCAGCUAUUGAUCUGGUUGAUGAAGCCGGUCCCAAACUGAAAAUGGAAAUUACUUCUAAACCUACUGCACUUGAUGAGAUCAACCGGUCAGUCUUGAAACUAGAGAUGGAGCGACUUUCUCUAACAAAUGAUACAGAUAAGGCCUCAAGAGACAGGCUAAAUCGUCUUGAGACAGAGCUCUCUCUUUUGAAAGAAGCCUGAAUAUUUGUUAGAUGACUGCAAUGGGAUGCUUGUUAGAAUCAAUAAGUUCCUGAUCAAAACAAAAGACAAAGCAUCUGUGGAAACAAUGCGGAUUCUGUUAUUAUACCAGACAGAUUUGAGCUGGAUGCUUUUGAUCUAGACAUACUUGAAGAUGCCGGCGGAGGCCAUAUUGCUUCACAGGAGGAAAUUACUCUUAAAGGCUGAUCAAUCAGGAACUAUAGUCGAAAUCCUUGCAGAAGAUGGCAAGCCUGUUAGUGUUGACAUGCCCCUUUUUGUGAUUGAACCUUAGAGCUUGUGGAGUGUUCAGAGUACAAUCAUUGAAAUAGACUCUACGGGACUGCGGCUGGGGCUCUUCAUGUCAGUCUGAUGGCUGGGGCUCCGCACAUCAGUUUGAUUGAAAUUUGAGUUAGCUUCAUCUGGCAGAACUUCACCUGGUGGAGUGCUGGAACCUGCACGUUGAAUUGGAAGGGGAUUCCCUGUAGCAAUUGCAUCAUGUUUUGC